Molecule: messenger RNA, 5002 nt
Organism: Apis laboriosa (Himalayan honeybee)
Lineage: Eukaryota; Metazoa; Arthropoda; Insecta; Hymenoptera; Apidae
Gene: FAM21
Product: WASH complex subunit 2
Exons: 12
Coding region: 58-4890 (1610 amino acids)
Source: RefSeq, a predicted model, not a curated record
AAAAUAUAAACAAUAAUAAAGAUUACUGUUAUUUGUUCCACAUGGAAAGAAAUUAAUAUGGACAUAUCAAAUGAAAUGGAUAAAUCAUGGGAUCAUCCAUGGACUACAGAAGAAAUGCGAAAAAAAAGAAGAGAAUGGAGUCUAGCAGGUGAUGCAGGACUUCUUAAACAUCUUCAACAAUUUUCUGAUAAUGUAAUAUCAAGAGCAAAUAAAACACAAGAAAUUUUGGAUUCAUUAACAACUCAACUAAAUGAAACAGCAAUAUUUAUUGAUAAUGUUACCAAUACAUCUUUAGCUUUAGCUAAUACUCAAUUUAUUGAGAGUCGUGUACAAGAAGAUAAUAUAGAGAUUGGAGAACAAGUAGAAACAUCAAUUGAGCAAUAUAAAGAUCAAGAUUCUGUAGAUGCAGAUCUUAUAGCUAAUGUGAGUGAAACUGUAAAACAAGGCCUAAAUAUAAUGUAUGAAAAAUAUAAGGAAAUGGAAUUUGUUGACAGUGAUAGUGAUAGUGAAGAAGAAGACAAUAAAGUAGUAUUAAGUGUUGUAUUGGGGCCAAAUGAUCCAUAUCAAGAUCGAGCUUUGCCUUAUGUUAUUGGUUCUGAAAAAUGGAAAAAUUCAAAUAAAAUUGGUUUAGAAAGUAGUAGUAGUAGUGAAUCUGAACAAAUAGAUGAAGAAGAAGAAGAAUCAGAAAAUGAAGAUGAUGCCACAACAACAUUUAAAGAUUUUAGUAUGAAUACUAUACCAAAAACUAACAUAGUUGGAUUAUUACCUUCUUUGAAUGGAUCAGAUUAUAGUAAAAGAAAUGAUAUAGCAUAUAUAAGCAAUGAAAAAAUAGAUGCAGUUAGUCAAAAUAAUAUAGAUUCUGUUCCUGAAUCAAUUACUCCUAAUGAUAAUGUUUCAAAGACAUCAUUACCAAACAAUAUAACACCAAAUUUUGCAGAAGAAUUAGCUAAACGAUUAGGUACAGUUCGACAGGCUCAAAAACCAGGUAUUGUAAAUGAAAAAAAUGAGGCAUCAAUAAAUCGAUUUAAAGAUGAUUUAUUUACACCAGAGGAAGAUGAGAACAUUUUAAAUGAUAAAUCUAGAAUUAUAUUUAGUGGAAACAAAGGAUAUUUAAAUGAUCAAUCUAUUGAAAAUUUAUCAAAAGAAAGAUAUAUUAAAUCAUGCAAAAAUAUUAUACCUGCUAGCAUUGAUGUACCACCUCCUAUUAGUACUAUUUCGACAAAACCUAAAUCUGCAAUAGAUGAUCUUUUUGCUGAUACUGAACCCGAUGAUAUUUUCUCGCCGAAAAAUAUAACAAAAAUAAUUACAAAAAAUAAAUAUUCUAAUAAUAAUAAUAAUCAAUUAAAUACAGAAAAUAUGCAAAAAAAAUGUUUAGAGACUGUUGCACCAAGAGUAAUUAGUAACGUGGCUACAAGUACACCUGAAACUGCCGUAAAUACUAAUAAUUUAUUUAGCGAUGAUGAAGAUAUUGUUGAUCUUUUUGGACCAUCUAAAAACCAAGAGCCAAAUAAAAAAAAAUCAAUAGAAGGAAUAUCAAUAUCUGGAAGUAGUUUAACUUCAAAUGUUGAGAAUAAGUUAUCAAAUAGAAUAUUGCGAAAUCACUCAUCCGGAUCUUCUGGAAGUAAUACAUCAGCAAAUUAUGAAAAUAAUAUUAACAACGAAUCAGUACAUAAUCAUUCACGGAAUAUUGUUUCGAACGAUAAUAUUAAUGAAUUUAUUGUGAAUAACAUAGAAAAUUCAGCCAUGUUUAAUGAAAGUAACUAUAGUAGCGGAAUAUCGAUUUAUCCACCAAGUAUUAAUAAUACAGGUGGUUCAAGCAUUGAUAUCGAGCCUCGGAUGUCAUCAACGCGUUUAAAGUCAGAAGAAAUUUAUCGGGAACGAAUUACUAGUGAUAGUCUCUUUACUGCACGUACACAUAAUCCUGUAACUUCGAUCUCAAACACGACGAAUAAUCCACCUCAGGUGGAGUCUAUCGAGGAUAUAUCAUCUAUACGACAGGACGAUGUGUUCGAAAAUGAGGAUUUGUUUGGUCCACCUCCGCUACCAAAAGCAGAUUCAAAACUGCCGAAAUCGAAAAUACCUUCAUUAUUUGACGAUUCCGAUUCUGGUGAUGAAUUAUUUUCGACAACCAGUUCGGGUUCAAGGUCACAAAGAAGCAGUGACUUAUUAACUACAUCUCAGUAUUCCGACAAGAUCAAGUCCACGCAACGAAGAGGUCUUUUUGACGAAGAAAUCAACAUAUUCGAUAAUAAGGAUUCGCCAGAUGUUGAUAUAUUUGGUAUAAUAGCAAAACCGAUAACCAAAGAGGAAAAUAAUGCUUCUAAUAAAAAGUUUUUGGACAUUCCCAAUGAUGAUUUGUUCACAAAUAGUAUUCGAAAUACAAUAACGAAAAGUAACGGGUUGGAAAAAAGUCAGAAUGUUGCUAAAUCGAAGGAAAUCAGCUUGUUUGAUAAUGAUAUCGAAGAUAACGAUUUAUUCUCAAUUAAAAGUGUGAAAUCUAUUAAAAGUGAAAUUAUAAAUAAAUCUGAUAUUUUUAAUGACGAUUAUGAAAAUGAUUUGUUUUCUAUAAAAAAACCGAUUGAUAAAAAGAAAGAGAAUGAUAAAGAACCACCAGAAAUGGCUGCGUCCGGAAUAGAUAUCGUGGAUCAGAAAGUUGAAAAAAGUGAAAAUAAGAGUAGUAAUAUUCUUUCGAGCAAUGGAUUGUUUUCUACUACUAUUGGAUCACAUGGGUUGAUUUUUGAGGAUGAUGACUAUGAUGAUUUGUUCAGUACUAAAAAUGUAAUAACAGAAAAAACAAAAGAGGAUGAACAUAAAACUUUGGAAAUAACAAAAAAUAUUAAAGAAGAUUCUGCUAAGGAUAUUAAAGUAUCAAAUAAUUCUGAUACCUUUGUAAAAUCUGAAGAAUCAAAUGUUUCUGUUACCAUGCCCAAGGAUAUAAAAAAAGAUCUACAUCCAAUUAGUAAUUCUCAGGAAAGCGAAUCUAUACAAAAUAUUGAAAAUGAAUUAAAAAUGAAUCCUCCAAAAUCUUUAGAUAUACAUACAACUGCCACAUCAUCAUCGCCUGAUAAAAAUAAUCAAACAAAACGAAUGGUUUCUGGUAAAAUAAAAAACUUAAUGGGAAAAAUGGGGGAUUUGAAAAUAAUUUCACCCAUGGAUACACCACCAGUAUGGCGAAAAAGCAAAGAAAAAACGGAUGAAGAAGAUAAUGCAGGAGAUAGAGAUAGUGAUGAUGGCGGAUGUAUUAGUACACAAGGUCAUAAUUCGCCAUUAAGUGUAUCAGAGGAUAGUAUUACUACUCAGAAGCAAUCUCAGCAAUCAACAAUUUCAGAUGAAAGUAAUGUAGAAAAUGCGAUCAGUUUUGAUGAGCCAGUACAAGUAGAAACAUUAUCUACUACUGCUUCGAAGACACGAGUUAGAAUACAAGCGAAACGCCGACCACAAAGUAGACAUGCACGAAAAUCCGCCAUCAGGCAAAGCGGAAUCGAUUUUGAUACUAUAGAUGCUCUUGAAAGCAAUUCACAAGAUGAGAGCCAGAUUAAUCAAUCGCCAAGUACCUUCAAUAAAGAGAUUUCUACAGUUACAAAUAUUAGUGUCGCACAUCCUACUACUACCAUUUUUGAUCAUUCAAAUAAUGAUAAUUUUUAUCGAACCCCUGAAAGUAACAUUUUCUUAUCUGCGGAUGAUAAGUCUGAACUUGGUAGCAUAAGUAAGGAAAGCUCAAUGAGUGCUAACAAAAAUACUUUAUUAUCUCCAUCUACAGAUGAAGAAGACUUAUUUGAUGUGCCACCAGAUUUACCAGAAGACCCACAGAAAGAAGAUAUGCUAUUUGGUAGAGCACCUAUUCUCUCUCCGGUUGAAAAAGUUGUUUCUAAAAAGCCACCUGUUAUCUUCAAAGUAUUGAAAGAUACACAUAUUAAACAAAUCGAUGAUGUAGAGACAGAAACAAGAAAAACUGUAGAAGAGAUGGAACAAAGUAGUACAUUAUUUACAUCUGGUACCACUUCUAAUAUAAAUUCCAUAAUUUCACACUUAAAUAAAAAGGAAUCCAAAUCAGAGAAUGCUAAAGUUGAAGAUGAAUCAAAAGAAAUGAUUGAUCCAUUGCGAGAUGAUAGUCACGAUCCGCUGAAAGAUCCCAGUCAGUUAUUUGCUUUCGUCACAAAAACACCAUCUCCCGAAAAGGGAAAAAAUUUAUUAUUUUCUGAAGAUGAUAGUUUGUUCUCUAGUGGCACAAAAAAAUUAAUUGAAGAACAAACUGCAAAAAAACCAAUCUUGGGUUUAUUUACCGAUGAUACAGAAAAUGAUCUGUUUUCGAUAACUUUAACUAAAUCUGUAAAAAAGACUUUAAAGGAUACGAAAAUUAAUUUGUUCGAUGAAGAAGAUGAAGAUAAUACCUUAUUUGGUUCUGUUAUAAAGAAAUCGAUAGAUACUGAAUCUGAAAGAAAACAUUCUGUGGAACAGUCUGAAAAGAAAAUAAAUAUAUUUGAUGAUGAUAACACUGAUACAAAUUUAUUUUCUGAGCCACUUGACCAAACACAGAAAUUAGAUUCUGAAAGUAUUCAAGAGCAAUCAAAGAAAAAUGAUAUAUAUACAAGCAUUACCGAACCUGUGAAGACUUCACAUAUUACGGACAUUUUUGCUGAUCAGUCAAGUGGAGAAGACGAUAUUUUAACUAAAAUAUCAGUUUCGAAGAAAAUUGCUGGCACAUCAAAAUCUCUAUUUCUUUCUGAUGAUGAUGACGACGAUGAUAAUAUAUUCGGUAAAAAACUUACGGGCGAAUCGAUUAAAUCAGUGGAGAUCCGAUCAACUGUUAAAAAAACAAUAACAAGAGAUUUGAAAAAAACAGCUGAAAAAAUUAGAGAGGAUCCUUUGAGUGUUCUGUUAGAUGAUUAAACAUAUUUUAUUUUGAAAUAAUAUAUAUUAUUUAUAUUUGUUUAAUAUAUACAUUUUACAAAUUUAUUUGAAAUUAAAAUUUAAUUUAAUAUUAGAAUUGAAAUUAUAUAUU